AUGAACGUCAAUCGGUGCGCCACCUUGCACAACCAGCUGUUCGAUAUCGGCCAAGCUGGCUUGGGGACGUCUGAGCCUGCAGUGCGCCAGAACUGGUUUGCCUUUCAUGGAGACAAGGCUGAGGCAGUCCGUCAUCGGCUCUCGCCGUCCCUCGUGGCCUUCCUCGAGCAGGCGUGGAAAUGUAGUGGGAAUGGUCACGCUUUCUUCUACUACGCUUAUGGCCUGGCCUAUCCCGAAUCUAUGUGGACCACCCACGAGAUAGAAGCCAAGGAUAGCGACAGUCCCUAUCGGUACCUGACCCUCUACACGGCCACGAAUUUAGCGUCCCACCCAGAAGGCGUAGUGUUCGACCAGGAGACGAACCCAGCCAUCAUGCGAAUGUCUAUCUACGACAUGAGCAUCACGCAGAACGGUCGCCAGAAAUGGUAUCCUCUGGAGGAUGUGCUGAAUGCCUGGCUGGAAAUGAUUGACAGUGGCAAGGUACAGGCUGUUCCCGAACAUGUGGAUGUGCCCAACAGCAAAUACGACCCGUGGAUCCUACAUCCAUACAGUGAGGGGCAGCUUAAGGAGACCGCCGAGGUUUUUAACAGCCUGGUCGAUGCCAUCGAAGCACGAUUGCCGCCGACCUUACAGCCACCAGUCUCGGCUGAUCGUGCGCCGCUCCUGUCUGAUGCAGCCAUGGACGCGGCCAAUCUAUCCCGCGGUUUUGCGCGUUCGUUUUUUAGCCACGCGCACCAGCCACGAUUCUGCUUUAUUGCCCCGGGUUUAGAGGUGCCUACCGCUGAAACGUUUCCGAACCAGCCGUUUCGGGCAUCUGAGGACGGCGACGAAGACGAUGAAGAAGGCCGAAUGACAAUACCACCUGUCCUGUUAUUCCAUUCUGCAAUUCCAUUUGUUGCUCCCGCUCCUACGAUAAAUCGCGGCACAAGAAUUGAGCCUCCCUUCAGCUGGCCCUACAGCGUCAUGCCAAGCUACCCUUCCGGACUGUAUUUAACCUACACGGAUCGAGAAGCUGGCGUAGAAUUUGAAGACGGUGCGAAACUGGUGCUUCCUUACAGCAUUGGUGCUCGUGGAUUUGCGCGGACAGCCGAUGGAGCCCGCUUCGGAGAGAAUAAAGAAGCUCGCGGCACCGUAGUUCAAGCCCAUGACACAUUUUCUGAUCUGUACCAGCCGGGCUACAUCCCAUUUGGUGAGCAGCACGACGUGCGGCUUGCCCAUGUUUUGCGGGAAUGGCUCAAACAAAUAGAGGACAGCCAGUGGUUUGUAGGACCGGAAGGAGUCAUCGGAGGGAUGGACAAAUGGCGGGAAGCAGACACUGAGAAUGGAUGGCAGGAUUAUGUAAUCCCAACACAGGCCAUAGAAUGGACACGGGAAAAGUAA
Grosmannia clavigera kw1407 is the source of this 1380-nucleotide messenger RNA. RefSeq lists its product as uncharacterized. The record is from RefSeq and is a predicted model, not a curated record. NCBI's taxonomy places the organism in Eukaryota, Fungi, Ascomycota, Sordariomycetes, Ophiostomatales, Ophiostomataceae. The coding region runs from base 1 to 1380 and encodes 459 amino acids. The transcript has 3 exons.